AUGGCUUAUUCCCGCGGUCGCGAUUUCUUGUUCUGUAACUUGUGCGGGACAAUGCUCGCGGUUUCUUCAACAGAAUACGCAAAAUGCCCUUUGUGCAAAACCAAACGAAACAUAAAAGAUAUUAAAGGAAAGGAAAUAAGUUACACGAUUUCUGCCGAGGAUAUCAGAAGAGAACUUGGAAUUGAUCUACUCGAAGAACAGACAGUGCAAUUGUCUAAGGUUAACAAGACAUGUGAAAAAUGUGGUCAUGGUGAGGCUGCCUUUUAUACCAGACAGAUGAGAUCAGCGGACGAAGGUCAAACUACUUUCUACACAUGCACCCGGUGCGGUCAUCAGUUUCAGGAAAAUUAA
Messenger RNA from Lathyrus sativus (Indian pea), 351 nucleotides. NCBI's taxonomy places the organism in Eukaryota, Viridiplantae, Streptophyta, Magnoliopsida, Fabales, Fabaceae. The record is from the annotation of a GenBank genome assembly.